AUGACACGUAAGCUUGACAGUCCUAUUCAGACACAAAUGUCAGUGGCACUUUUAAAGAGCCCCCUCACCGGGGAAUUCCAUGAGUUUAACAAGAUAGGAAUGAAGUCGCCUGUGGGUCGUAGGCGUGUUUUUGUCCAAACCGAGACUGGUUGUCUACUGGGGUUGGAGUUGGAUCGUAGUGAUAAUGCACACACAGUGAAAAGGAAGUUGCAGGUUGCCCUUAAUUUCCCCACUGAAGAAAGCUCCUUGACCUUUGGGGAUUUGGUGCUUAAUAAUGAUCUUACAGCAAUUAGGAAUGAUUCUCCUCUCCUUCUAACUCGGAACAAUUUUCAUAGGAGUUCAUCGACUCCAUGUCUUUCCCCCAUGAGGGCUGAUCUUCAGCAGCAUAGGGACGAGAGCAGUUCUAUUGAAAUUCUUGGGAACUCGAUUUGUUCUUCAUUUGUGAGGCAAAUGGCAAAGGAUAUCACAAAAGCAUUGAAGAGGGGAAUUGAUCCAGUUGCUGUCCAUAGUGGGCUUGGAGGGGCCUACUACUUUAAGAACAGCCGUGGUGAGAGUGUUGCUAUUGUUAAACCAACUGAUGAGGAGCCUUUUGCUCCAAAUAACCCAAAAGGUUUUGUCGGUAAGGCGCUUGGGCAACCUGGGUUGAAACGUUCGGUUCGGGUUGGGGAAACAGGCUACAGAGAAGUUGCGGCUUAUCUCCUUGACAAGGAUAAUUUUGCAAAUGUUCCUCCCACUGCUCUGGUGAAGAUUACUCACUCGAUCUUUAAUGUCAACAAUGGAGUGAAGGCAGGCAAGCCUAUGGAGAAGAUGUUAGUGAGCAAGAUUGCUUCCUUGCAGCAAUUCAUCCCCCAUGAUUACGAUGCUAGCGAGCAUGGUACAUCCAGCUUUCCUGUUUCAGCCGUGCACCAUAUUGGGAUUCUCGACAUCAGAAUCUUAAAUACAGACAGACACUCAGGGAAUCUUUUGGUUAGGAAGCUGGAUGGUGUUGGAAUGUUUGGCCAGGUGGAACUAGUUCCAAUCGAUCAUGGUCUUUCCUUGCCUGAAACUCUGGAGGACCCUUACUUCGAGUGGAUUCAUUGGCCACAGGCAUCGAUCCCAUUCUCUGAAGACGAGCUGAAAUACAUAGCAAAUCUGGAUCCUUUUGAAGAUUGUGAGAUGCUGCGAAGGGAGCUUCCAAUGGUACGUGAGGCCAGUCUCCGUGUUCUGGUUCUCUGCACGGUUUUCCUCAAGGAAGCUGCUGCUUUUGGUCUAUGCUUGGCUGAAAUUGGUGAGAUGAUGACUAGGGAGGUUCGUCCUGGAGACGAGGAGCCUAGUGAGAUUGAAGUGGUUUGUCUUGAGGCAAGGAGCUUGAUAGGAGAGAAGGAAGCCGAGUCCCCAAGAUCAGACUUAGGCGGUGAAGUUGAAUUCCAGUUCGAUUUAGAUUGUGAGGAAGGAAUGUGCGAUAAACCAGCAUUCCCACCCGGAUUCACUUUUGGAAACGCUCGUAGCCAUUUGUCAAAGGUUGAAGAAACUACAGAGGACGAGGAAGAAGAAGACAAAGGGGACGUAAGAGCUGAUGUAGAGAGAAUGCCGGCCAUUGCAAAGCUUUCAAUGUCUCUAAAAAGCACUCUUCUUGGGGAGAAGAUCCAGAAGUUUCAGAAACACCCAGGAGUGAGAGCAGAGAGUGCAUAUGCAUCGUCUGGGCAAAGGAGUGCAUAUGCAUCGUCUGGGCAAAGGAGUGCAGACGAACAGAUGCCAGCAAGCACAAGCUUUGUAAAGCUGUCGGAUAUGAGCGAAGAGGAGUGGAUGAUAUUCCUGCAGAAAUAUCAAGAGCUGCUUUAUCCGGCAUUUGCAAAGCGCAAGGCGAUAACUUUAGGACAAAAGCAGAGGCAGAGGCUGGGGACUUCGUGCCAGUUUUGA
Arabis nemorensis is the source of this 1899-nucleotide messenger RNA. The record is from the annotation of a GenBank genome assembly. Lineage: Eukaryota; Viridiplantae; Streptophyta; Magnoliopsida; Brassicales; Brassicaceae.